Molecule: messenger RNA, 5173 nt
Organism: Acanthopagrus latus (yellowfin seabream)
Lineage: Eukaryota; Metazoa; Chordata; Actinopteri; Spariformes; Sparidae
Product: fibulin-2-like
Exons: 17
Coding region: 397-4014 (1205 amino acids)
Cellular component (GO): extracellular region
Molecular function (GO): calcium ion binding
Source: RefSeq, a predicted model, not a curated record
GCAUCCUGAUGAUCUCUCCUAUCAUCAUGUGCUGACAACGCACAUUUUCCACUGACGUCGCCCCAUGUUAAGUCAUUUCUCGUAUUUUGGAUGAUUGCACUGCAGAAGAAAGGGGAACAGGACCCGUUCAGAAGGAAUUGGAUGUGAUUCUAUGGAAGUUUUGUCCCGCCCUCCCCCCAUAAAAAGAGGCAACGGACGGCGCUCCCAGCCUCCCAAGUCGGAGACAGGAGGACGUAAACUUUACGCGCACAAGUUUCCUUUUUGAAGCACGAGCCGCGCUGCAAGGUCAGAGACGCAAGGCUAAAAGACACGAGAGUCAUUCUCACCUGGGAUCAGAAUCUAGCCUGAAGAGACGCUUACGGUAAAGAAGACGGAUUUUCAUUCUCUUAAUCCAAAAUGAACAUCCCGAGUGCGGCACUGUUUUUCUGUUGGACGGUUCUGUGCCUGGACACCAGUCUGAGCCAGAAAGACUGCACAGGUGUGGACUGUCCUGACAUGCAGGACUGCAUCGAUACGGUUUUAUCGAAGGGAGCCUGCUGUCCCACCUGCACGCAACGGGGCUGCACCUGCGAGGGCUACCAGUACUACGACUGCAUCCAAGCGGGCUUCCAGAAGGGCAAAGUCCCAGCGGGGGAAUCUUACUUUGUGGAUUUUGGAAGCACCGAAUGCUCCUGUCCCCGGGGAGGGGGGAAGAUAAGCUGUCGUUUUAUUCCGUGCCCUGAAAUUCCCCCCAACUGCAUCGACAUUCUGCAAUCUGGGGAGGGAUGUGCUCAGUGCGGCCGGAUUGGCUGUACCCAUGGCAACAAGAAAUAUGACGCGGGGCACUCCUUUCAGAUGGACCACUGCCAGGUUUGCCACUGUCCGAAUGAAGGUGGAAGGUUAAUGUGUUCGCCGAUCCCCGAUUGUGACAUCCAUGACUCUAAUAAGCCCAUGUGGGUAGCGACCACUGAAAACAAUAACCCUUUGAGAGACAUUAGCGGUCACCAUGGAGGCCAGCAAACGAGUCCCGCUGAGCCAUUUUCCAAGCUGGCACUGGGAAACACUCUCCCGCUGUAUAAGCCGGACCCACCCAGUUUUGGCACAGAGGAAUAUGACUAUACCCUGGCGGGGCCGACGUCUUCCACUAUCCAAGAUCUGGCCCAACCACUGGAAUCUACUACAGCACCACCAGCUUACCCAGAGUCAAGCUCCACUUCCCUCAGCUCCCGUGAUGACAGGAGACAUGAGCCGAGGGAGGUACAAAAAAGGCCAGAUUCAGAGAGGAGCAGAGAGGCUGAGGCCGCACAUAACACGGAUCCAAAAACCACCGAGACUCGUGAAAGUGAAACAUCAACAUCGCUAACGGCCACACCGAGAGUGGCCACAGAGAACCACAGGCCACAACAGGAAAACGCUGAGAGGACCAUUAGACAUAACAGCGAGAGAGGCAGGGUGGCAGACGGCACCGAACAAGACACAACACACACGGUCCAGGCAAACAAAGGGUCCAGGCACCAUCACAGACAUAGUCAGGGCGGCCGCGCGAGAGGUCACGGCGACUCCCAUUCUGCUGGCCGUAGGGAAGAAGACAAAGUGACGGCGGAGCACAGGCAGCCGCUCGGCAGAGAGGAGCUGCAGGGCACACAUCCCACAAUUCAGUUCAGUCCCACCAGCAGAGCUCCAGUCAGGAUGAGAGAGGAUGGAGAGCAGCCUCGCAGACAGUCCCAAACCCUCCAAAACUACCAGACGGGAGACACAGAAGUGUCUGCCAAGGAGUUGGUGGAGACCUGCUGUGAGACAGGGGAGAAAUGGGCUUCAGCUAAUGGCCACUGCAACAACAUGGAGCCACCCACAAGAGAUAGGCACUCCAUCUGCUGGACUGCCCAACAACAGUGCUGCCUCGGCUCCCUCGGACAAAGUCGAUGUCUGGCCGGAAUAAACGCAGCCAAAGCAGGAGGUGCGUGUCAACAGGACGGCGGCGAUAAAUGUGGCGACGACUCCUACAAGGACUGCUGUGACUGCUGCUCUCUGGGGCUGCAGCUCCGCAGCGAGGGGCAUCGCUGCGAAGCCCACCAGUACCUGGGCUUCCACUGCAGACGCGUCUUUCUGACCUGCUGCGAGGGCGAGGAGAGCAGAGCCGGGGAUCACGACGACGGGCACACUGUCAGAGAGAGGCCAGCUCUCGCCCCCACCGCACCGCCUAAAAAAGUGUCCGACAGCCCGUACCCCAAAGAGGCCUUCUCCAUCGGCGAGGAGCAGGACAGGGAGAACGCGGCGGAGGGUCCCGUGGGGGCGGAGGACGUGGACGAGUGCCUGAUGUACGAGGGCCACCUCUGCCACCACAGAUGUGUCAACACGCCGGGCUCUUUCCGCUGCGAGUGCCUCCCUGGAUACGUGCUGCAGGACGACGCUUUCACUUGUGCGCAAGAGACGCUGGACGAGGAGAACAGACUGAAGGAGGAUGACAGAGCGGCGGCGGAGCCCACUUCACCGCUUCUGCCUCCCACCGAGCCCUCGGUCCCACUCGACCCCUGUGAAGGCAACGGCCCGUGUGAGCAACACUGCACCUCAGUGGGCGGAAGGCCACAGUGCUCCUGUGUCCCAGGAUUCUCCCUUAAGGCCGAUGGACGCACCUGUGAGGAUAUAAACGAGUGUUCCUCGGCCCAUGCCUGCCAGCUGGGCGAGCGCUGCGUGAACACUGCGGGGAGUUUUACCUGUCAGAGGCUGAUCACCUGUCCCCCGGGACACCAGAUCAACAAUGACAUUUGUGAAGACAUCAAUGAGUGUGUGCAGCAGAGCCAUAACUGUGGACCUGGCUUUGAGUGCGUGAAUACCGAGGGCUCGUUCAGGUGCAACCCUAAACCUCGAUGUCCUGUGGGCUUUAGCCGGGAUGCGCAGGGGAGCUGUACGGACAUUGAUGAGUGUGGCGCUGGGGCCCAGCCCUGCAGCCCCGCAUUUAACUGCAUCAACACGGUGGGAUCCUACGUGUGCCAGAGGAAGAUAAUAUGCAGCCGUGGCUAUCACGCCAGCCCUGACGGAGCCAGGUGUAUCGAUGUGGACGAGUGUCAAGGCGGUCUGCAUCGAUGUGGAGAGGGCCAGCUGUGCCACAAUCUGCCCGGCUCCUACCGCUGUGAAUGCCAAACAGGCUACCAGUAUGACUCAUUCCGGAGGAUGUGUGUAGAUGUAAACGAGUGCUGGCGCUACCCGGGACGCCUGUGUGCCCAGACCUGCGAGAACACCCCGGGCUCCUACGAAUGCUCGUGCACCUCUGGCUUCCGCUUAUCCGGCGAUGGCAAGAACUGUGAAGAUGUGAACGAGUGUUUGGCCAGCCCGUGCAGUCAGGAGUGUGCCAACAUCUACGGCUCCUACCAGUGCUACUGCAGACAGGGCUACUACCUCAGGGAGGAUGGGAACACCUGUGAAGACAUCGACGAGUGUUCUCAGAGCAUCGGCCAUCUGUGCACCUAUAAGUGUGUGAACGUCCCCGGGAGUUACCAGUGCGCGUGUCCCGACUAUGGAUACACCAUGUCUCCGAACGGACGCUCCUGCAGAGAUAUUGAUGAGUGCACCACGGGGGCCCACAACUGCUCUCUGGCUGAGACCUGCUACAACAUCCAAGGAGGGUACCGCUGCCUUUCGCUCAGCUGUCCGCCGAACUACCGCAAAGUGUCCGACACUCGCUGUGAGCGGAUCAGCUGUCCCAACUACCUGGACUGUCAAAACACUCCCCUGAGAAUCACCUACUACUACCUCAGCUUCCAGUCCAACAUCGUCAUCCCCGCCCAGAUCUUCCGCAUCGGACCGUCCCCAGCCUACUCGGGGGACAACGUCAUCGUCAGCAUCACGCAGGGCAACGAGGAGAACUACUUCAGCACCCGGAAGCUGAACGCCUACACUGGCGCCGUGUACUUGCAUCGACAGGUUGAAGGUCCGAGGGAUUUCUUUAUCAACGUGGAGAUGAAGCUUUGGAGACAGGGGACGUUCACCACGUUCCAGGCCAGGAUCUACGUCUUCAUAACCGGCAACCCGCUCUAACCGUUGGAGACGCGCCAUGGCCACUAUGGACCUUAAUUCAGUUCAUUUUUCACAUCACUAUUUAACAGCGUCAGUGUUGAGUAGUUAAUCUCGCUUUUUGUCCAGUUGAAGUUAAUAUAAAAAAAAAAGAGAUUGCUGUAAGACUUAGUGGAAUAUUCAGAGAGUUUCUGUUUUCGCUGCGUUUGCAUGAAAAAAAAAACAAAAACGAAAAAACCCUGUAAUGUCAAAUCAUUCUGCUCCUUUUAAUUUCUCACUCGAUUUGCUAAAAUAUACAGUACGUCUCGUUCAUUUCCAUGCCUCAGAAAACCCAUGAAAAACACAUUCCACAUUUUCAAGAAACCCAUUAAAAAAACCUGUGUCCAAAGAUAAUAACUUCAGAGAGGCGGAGAUAUUUAUUGUCCCAGCAGAAUGAAACAAUUUACUUUUGUUUUGAUUAUGGUAACCAGACAUGAGUAAAGCAUAAGAAUCAUAACAGAUGGGCUCUUACUUCUCCCCAGCUCAUUUUCUUUCUUUUUUUCCAAACUGAAAGACUUGUAUCCCAGUUUUCUGUUAUCAGAUGAUGAUGAUGACGACGAUGAUGAUGUGUGAUUUGAUAGCAGAGGAAACUGUUCCGUCUCACGGUGCUUCGUCCACUAUGUCUGCUGCUGUUUGUGUUUUGUCCUUGAAAUAUUUUAUAUUAUGUCAUUUUAUAUUACUCUAUAUGGUGUAUUAUUUUUUUUGUAUCAGGCACAUUACGGAUGGAUGUAUCAUAUUUUUUAUGCUAGAUUCACAAGCAGCAAAGUAUUUUAGUAAAAUAUAUUAAAAGAAAACACCAAUGUGGUUUGGUGAGUAUCGGCUAACUUUAUUUAUUAGGAGGUAUAUUAGCUGUGGUUUAGUUUCCUCAUCGUUCCUCUGUAGCUCUCACUUUAUAUACGACUCAUUCCUGUGCACUGUCCACAGAGAACAUUACCUCUCAGCGAAGUUGUCAUAGAAUAUAAUCCAUUCUUGUCAGGGCAUGUCACACAGUAAGUGUCCGUGCCUAUUUACAUACCUGUUCACACCUCGCCAGUGAGCUCAACGCGAGCGUCAUCCGCCGACUCCCGGCUGUUCGACGCACGAACACGUUUAAUGGUGGCUGAUAAAAGCAUGUAGCGUUCGACUUCUGAAAUAAAAAAAAAAA